Messenger RNA from Candida tropicalis MYA-3404, 1029 nucleotides. RefSeq names its product ethanolamine-phosphate cytidylyltransferase (gene MUQ1). The coding region runs from base 1 to 1029 and encodes 342 amino acids. Gene Ontology annotation, molecular function: ethanolamine-phosphate cytidylyltransferase activity. The record is from RefSeq and is a predicted model, not a curated record. Gene Ontology annotation, cellular component: cytoplasm. Gene Ontology annotation, biological process: phosphatidylethanolamine biosynthetic process. The transcript has a single exon. NCBI's taxonomy places the organism in Eukaryota, Fungi, Ascomycota, Pichiomycetes, Serinales, Debaryomycetaceae.
AUGUUACAAGCACGUCAGUUAGGGAAGGAAUUGUACGUUGGUGUUCAUUCCGACGAAGAAAUCUUGGCCAACAAGGGACCCACAGUUAUGCGAUUGGAUGAAAGAAUCACAGCAGUUGAAGCCUGUAAAUGGACUACCAAGGCGAUUCCUAAUGCUCCAUAUGUGACAGAUCCGGAUUACAUGGACAAGUAUGAGUGUCCAUAUGUUGUUCAUGGAGACGAUAUUACCACCGAUGCCAAUGGAGAAGACUGUUAUCAAGUGGUUAAAGACUUGGGAAGAUUUGUGGUUGUUAAACGUACUCCUAAUAUUUCCACCACAGACUUGGUAGGAAGAAUGUUGUUGAUGUCCAAAGACCAUCAUUACCCAGCCAUCACCAAGAGCACCGACAAGUUAUUGAAUGAAGAUAAUUUGGAUAGAUUUAAGCGUUAUGCCACAGACAGUACGGGAUUAAAACCAGGAUCGGUUGUUUACUUGAACCGUGAUUCCUUAGAAGAGAUUGUUUCCGCUGAUUCCACCCAUAGCAAUGUUGUUUAUAUCGAUGGAGGAUUUGAUUUAUUCCACCCAGGACAUAUUGAAGUGUUAAAGAUUGCCCAUGAAGAGGCCACUAAAUUAAACGCCAAGGUCAUUGUUGGUCUUCAUGAUGAUGCAGUUGUUAACGAAUAUAAAGGAUUGAACUACCCGAUUAUGAACCUUUUGGAAAGAGCUUUGUGUGUGUUACAAUGCCGAUACGUAGACGGUAUAAUAUUGGGUGCCCCAUAUAAACCAACACCUGAAUUUUUAAAGAAAUUGGGUGCUACAAACAUUGUUAAAGUUUACCAUGGACCUACAGAAAUCGACGAAGGUGUUUACGAUGAAAUUGAUCCAAAUAUUUAUGGCCAGAUCGGAAAACACAAAUAUGACCAAAUGAAUACCGAAUACAUUGUUAAUAGAGUGUUGGCAAAUAAGCAAGCCUAUGAAGAAAGGCAAAAAAGAAAAGGUUGGAAAGCAGAGAUUGAAAAGAAAUUAGAAGCUGAGGAAAAGAAACAAUAA